UCUGACUCUUUCGCUGAAGUUGAAAUGGCUCGUACUAAGCAAACUGCACGUAAGUCGACCGGGGGUAAAGCUCCACGAAAACAAUUAGCGACAAAGGCUGCGCGUAAGAGUGCACCCGCAACCGGAGGAGUGAAAAAACCUCAUCGUUAUCGUCCUGGAACUGUUGCUCUUCGUGAAAUCCGAAGAUACCAGAAGAGUACCGAACUUCUGAUUCGUAAAUUACCUUUCCAACGACUGGUACGUGAGAUCGCACAAGACUUCAAAACGGAUCUCCGUUUCCAAAGUUCAGCAGUUAUGGCACUUCAGGAAGCCAGUGAGGCAUAUCUCGUUGGUCUAUUCGAAGACACUAAUCUUUGUGCCAUUCAUGCUAAGAGAGUUACCAUUAUGCCGAAGGAUAUUCAGUUGGCGCGCAGAAUUCGUGGAGAGAGAGCUUAA
Habropoda laboriosa is the source of this 435-nucleotide messenger RNA. Its product is annotated as histone H3. Lineage: Eukaryota; Metazoa; Arthropoda; Insecta; Hymenoptera; Apidae. The record is from RefSeq and is a predicted model, not a curated record. Gene Ontology annotation, cellular component: nucleosome. The transcript has a single exon. Gene Ontology annotation, molecular function: DNA binding; protein heterodimerization activity; structural constituent of chromatin. The coding region runs from base 25 to 435 and encodes 136 amino acids.